Molecule: messenger RNA, 1818 nt
Organism: Closterium sp. Naga37s-1
Lineage: Eukaryota; Viridiplantae; Streptophyta; Zygnematophyceae; Desmidiales; Closteriaceae
Source: the annotation of a GenBank genome assembly
AUGCCGAACCAACGCCAAGCCUCUUUGCAAGGCUCAGGAGAACUGGAGCCUGAGGAGGAAGGUACGGAUGAGGAGGACGAGGAGGAGAGGGAGAGAGAGAGGGAGAGAGAGAAAGAAAGGGAGAAAAAGCUGGAGAUUAUUCGGAAGCAGGAAGAGUUGCAGCAGCAGCGAGAAGCACUCCAGAAGCAGCAAGAGGAGCUUAUGAGACAGCAGCAGCUACUGCUGCAGCAGCAAGAGGAGUUGCGGUUGCAGGAGGAAAGGUUGCUUGCAGAACAGGAGCAACAGGAGAGGGAGAAGGAAAAAGAGAAGGAGAAGGAGAAGGAGAAGAAGAAGGGGCAGGUGCGGCAGUUGCAGCAGCAGCGGCAAUCUAGUCGUUCGGCAGUGUCAUCCCAGCAGCAGCAGCAACCGCAGCACGUGGGGAGGGGCAACCAACCGAUUGCCAGAUUCUUCUCUGCUGCUUCGGGUACCCUCAAGUCCCUGAUUGGUGGUGGCAGCAGCAGCACUGGUGGCAGCAGCAGCACUGGUGGUGGUGGCGGUGCUGCUGGUGCUUCUGCUGGUGGUGGUGGUGGAUCAAGCAGGGGCCACGGUGCAACCUCCCCUCUGCCGUCCCCUCUUCCCUCUCCUGUCCUCUCCUCCUUUCACACUGCUGCUGCUGAGGCUGCUCCUGCUUCUGUUGCUGCUGCUGUUGCUGCUGCUGCUGCUGCUGCUGGUGCAGUUGAUUCCGAUGCUGCCCUUGCCAACCCUGCAGCUUCGGAAUCCGAGCCUCAUGCGGUGUUGGCAGCAGAAGGUUUGGAAACCACAGGUUCGGCAACAGCAGGCUCGGCAGUUGCAGGCUCGGCAGCAGGGGUGGAAGCAGUGGCAGCGGCAGGCUUGGAAGCCACAUUCAGGGUCAACAUACCUGGGGAUUCACCUGAUGACGUGGCAGGUGUUGUCACGACUCUUAAGCAAAAGCAGAAGCAGGCCAGUCAGCGUGCAAGGCGCGUGUCGUGUGCUGCUGAUGGGCAUGAUUCUCAUGAGGAGGCUCAGGAUUUGAAAAAGGAGGUGGCCACUCUCUCCAUGCUGCAGGGGCACCCCUUCAUCGUUCGGUUGCAUGAUACUGUGGAGGACAGGAAGCACGUGCACAUGGUGAUGGAACUCUGCACAGGAGGCGAUCUCUUCGACCGGGUCGCCAAGGACGGCCCCUACAGCACAGCAGCGGGCGCCAGGCUGGGUGCGGGGGAAGGGGGGGGGGUGUGGGGGAAGGGGGGGGGGGGGGGUGGGGGAAGGGGGGGGGAUGUGUGGGGGAAGGGGUGUGGGGGAAGGGGUGUGGGGGAAGGGGUGUGGGGGAAGGGGGGGGGGUGUGGGGGGAAGGGGGAAGGUGCAUUUGGUGUGUGGAGAAGAGGGGGUGAGGGCGUGGAAGGAGGGUGGGAAGAGAGGAGAGGUGGGGGGUCGUUCUGGUCUAUAGGCGAGAGGCUGAAGGAGCUGAUGGGAACGCCGCAGUACAUGGCACCGGAGCUCAUCCAGGGGGAGUACGGCCCCGAGGUGGACGUGUGGAGCGCCGGGGUCGUCAUGUACAUCGCCAUGUGCGGCGUGCCGCCUUUUUGGGCGUCGUCCAAUCGCUCGCUCGCGGAGGCGAUUCGGGGGAAGGAGGUUAGCUUUAAGAGCGCCAAGUGGGCUGGCGUGUCGGAGGAAUGCAAGGAUUUGAUUGGUCGGAUGCUGGUGAAGGACCCGAAGCGGCGAAUUACGGCUUUAGAGAUACUUGCUUUCUUCCUCUCCCAGUCCUCCCUACCCACCCACCCCCUCACUCACCCCCUCGCCUCAAUGUCCCUUAUCCUAUGA